Messenger RNA from Aspergillus calidoustus, 405 nucleotides. The record is from the annotation of a GenBank genome assembly. Lineage: Eukaryota; Fungi; Ascomycota; Eurotiomycetes; Eurotiales; Aspergillaceae.
AUGCUGAUCCCCUUUCGAAGGUCAGAAUGGAAGAGCUGGGAAUUUUCGCUUUUCUGUCACUGUGUCCACUGUCCUGGCUUGUCGGCGGGAAUUGCUCUCGUGACUGUCAGAGUUGGAUACUACUCCGUACUCUCAGUGUUCUGUGGUCUUUCGUUCUUCAGCUGCCCUUUCGUCUCCCUCCAGACUCUCCCGCCGCCGCCAGUCCUCCACUCCUUGGGACUUUGGUACCUCCUCUCCGCUCCUCAAACGGCCGGCUCUCCUUUUAUCCUUUAUUCACAACUUGUUCUUCUGUCCUUUCUGUUCUUUAUCCAUCUUGUUCUUCUUGUGACUUUCCUUCGUACCGGCGACUUCUCAUUCCUACUCGCCAUUCUUCGGAUGAUUGUUACCUACCAUUUGUCGUCUUAG